CUGCUGCAGGUGAAUGGAGGAGGAAAGUAAACGCUUGUUUACACUGACUUGGGACUAAAUAACAGAGCAGAACACUUUUUGCCUGAAAGCAGAUUAAUUUGAGGGAACAGAUUAACAACUAUCGUUCUCGUUUUCAUAAUCUGGAGGUCAAGUGUGGACUGUCUGAGCUGAUAUGGAGUGCAGCGGGAAGGUGACGCCCCAGUUGAUGCUGGCAGUGGGGACAGCUGUGAUCGGCUCUCUGCAGUUUGGCUACAACACGGGUGUCAUUAACGCACCUCAGAAUAUCAUUGAGAGCUUCUACAACACAACAUGGAUCAGCAGGUUUUCAGAGCCCAUUUCUCAGAGCACCCUGACAGCUCUGUGGUCUUUUUCCGUGGCCGUCUUCUCCAUGGGAGGAAUGUUUGGCUCCUUCUCUGUCGGCCUUUUUGUCAACCGCUUUGGCAGGAGGAACUCCAUGCUCGUGGCCAAUGUGUUAGCCUUUCUUGCUGCUGUGUUUAUGGGCUUCAGCAAAUUGGCAGCUUCCUUUGAGAUGCUCAUCAUUGGACGUUUUAUAGUGGGUUUGUACUCUGGCCUCUCUACGGGGUUUGUACCCAUGUAUGUUGAGGAAAUCUCUCCAACGUCUCUUCGUGGCGCCCUGGGCACGCUGCAUCAGCUCGGUGUGGUGAUUGGCAUCCUCAUGGCCCAGGUCUUUGGGAUUGAAUCCAUUUUGGGGAAUGCGUCCCUGUGGCCGCUGCUGAUGGGGUUCACUCUGCUGCCAGCCUUGCUGCAGUGUGUUCUGCUGCCGUUCUGUCCAGAGAGCCCCCGCUACCUCCUCAUUAACUGCAAUGAAGAGAGCAAAGCCUGCAGCGUCCUAAUGAAGCUGCGGGGCACCGACGAGGUGAGUGAGGACAUACAGGAGAUGAGGGAGGAGAGCCAGAAGAUGAUGAGGGAGAAGAAAGUGACCAUUCCUGAGCUGUUUCGCUCUCCCAUCUACCGCCAGCCCAUCUUGGUUGCCAUCAUGCUACAGCUGUCGCAGCAGCUGUCUGGAAUCAACGCUGUAUUUUACUACUCUACUGGGAUCUUUGAGCGAGCAGGAGUUUCACAGCCUGUGUAUGCCACCAUUGGUGCUGGGUUGGUCAACACCGCCUUUACUGUCGUUUCUGUGUUUGUGGUGGAGCAUGUGGGCCGACGACCUCUUCAUCUCAUUGGGUUGAUGGGGAUGGCGGUGUCUGCUGUGUUUUUAACUGUUGCCAUGGCUCUGCUGGACCAGCUCAGUUGGAUGUCCUAUAUCAGCAUCGUGGCCAUCUUCAGCUUCGUAGCCUUUUUUGAAAUCGGCCCCGGCCCCAUCCCGUGGUUCAUCGUAGCUGAACUCUUCAGCCAGGGGCCCCGGCCUGCCGCCAUUGCAGUUGCUGGUUUCUGCAACUGGUCUGCCAACUUCAUAGUGGGAAUGAGCUUCCAGUAUGUUGAGCAACUCCUCGGUCCCUAUGUCUUCAUCAUCUUCACCGUUCUGCUGCUCGGCUUCUUUGUCUUCACUUACUUCAAAGUACCCGAGACAAAAGGUCGCACCUUUGAUGAGAUCGCAGCAGGUUUCCGCCACUCCUCUGGUCAGGGGGCUGAGAAGUAUUCAGCUCCAGAAGAAUUCAACACGCUCAAGGGGGAUGACCCUGACCUGUAGACGCUGUCAGCACGCAUCUGCAACAAGUCACACUCAUGUUCAACGGCUCAAUGUAACACUGCUGGUUUAAUAUUCACAUGGAUAUUUAUAGAUUUAUAUUAUGUUUAUUUUAUGAAUCUGCCAUAAAAGUGAAAAUAAUGCAGACUCUCCAACAGCUAAGACUUUUGGUCAAUCAGAAAGAGUAAAUUGAAUUUGCAGUUUGCCAUGGCUGACUUCUUGCAUCAGUCUCAAGUUUGUUUUUGCUCUAUCUUCAUUUAUAGCAUUUACAGAAGUUAAUUAUUGAAUUUGUCAUUUCGGGUUUUGUAUUGUGUUCUGCUUUAACCAACUGGUUCACUGUUAAACUGUGUGUAAUAAGAUACAAUGUCUGAUAGGUCAAGUGUGUGAAAUGUGUGUAUGUUUAAUUAAUUUUAACAUUUUACUGUCUCCUGCAGUGCAAGAACUUUUCUAUGCAUACUGUACUUAUUCUAUUUUUAUCAUCACAGGUAGUCAUAUGUUUUGGUACUCAGAACUUAAAUCAACUUUAUAUUGUGUCUAAUAGUUGUAUUUUGCUAGUUUAAAAUGUCUCAGUGUGUACCAGAAAAUAAAAAAAAACCCUGAAAACAUUG
This is a messenger RNA of Poecilia latipinna (sailfin molly), 2259 nucleotides long. RefSeq names its product solute carrier family 2, facilitated glucose transporter member 1-like. Bases 173 to 1654 code for a protein of 493 amino acids. Gene Ontology annotation, molecular function: D-glucose transmembrane transporter activity. Lineage: Eukaryota; Metazoa; Chordata; Actinopteri; Cyprinodontiformes; Poeciliidae. Gene Ontology annotation, cellular component: apical plasma membrane; plasma membrane; basolateral plasma membrane. The transcript is spliced from 10 exons. The record is from RefSeq and is a predicted model, not a curated record. Gene Ontology annotation, biological process: response to insulin; dehydroascorbic acid transport.